AAGAGACUUCGAAUGGCAAAAGUUUAACACAGCCUCCGCCCCCAACAAAAUAAAUAAAUAUAACAAAUCAUUUAUUGAGCUUGUGCUGAAAAUAGCAAAUUGGGUCAAACCGAAAGGCAGGAGGGCCUUGGUCUUCGAACUUUCUGCGAAUGCAGUUUCCCCAGACAGAACCAAGCCCAUGACAAAUAAUUUGUCUGGGGAAAAUAGUCUCAAACAUUACAAAUCAGAUGACUUGACCUGAUUGAGAAUUUCUCCAUCAAAAGUAACAGCGCUGAAUACGUUUUUUUUCCAAGUCUCAUACUCCUGAAAUUUUCUUCCUUGCCUGCGGAAAGAAAUGCACGAGGCGACCCCAUGGAGUGAUACAAUUUAUUCAAUUAUUUUAUUGCGAGUAUGUUAUUUUCACCAAUUUAAAUCUCUAAACAAAAGAACAUGUGAACUGUGAAUUAAAAUCUACAAAGAAAACACAAGAAAUAUUGUGUCGCAAUGGCAAGAAGGCGGCAAACUAUUUUCUGGACAUAAAAUAUUAAUAAAAUGCAUUUCCAGGUUCUAGAAAAUCUUGCAGAUAGAGGAAGUGACGGUCUUAGGCAGCUCCAGCGAGGAAGACGCAUGAAAUUCCAGCUCCACCUCCUCCCGAGGAAUUAAAUUAUCGAGCCGCCGGUGCAAAUUUAUUUGGGUGUUUAGUUUGAGGGACGCGUCUUUGAUCGCUGCACUGAUUACAUGCUGCCUGGUUAUUUGUCUUUAUAAUUUUGUGGAGAAGUGAGUUGCCCAGAGGUUGCGAAAGGCACUGACUCACAAAUUAUUUCAGUUUAGGAAGGAAACAGUGAAGAUUGACGGUAGUCGCAAGUGAACUGCAGUUUGAUGAAUACAUGAGUAGGUGAUUGAAGCCGCUGCGGGAUUAUCAUCCGAAUUUACACCUGCAUUUAAAAUCUUUUGUUGGGGGCGGAGGCUGUGUUAUUAGUGUUUCCUUUCGUGGUGCACAGAUCUACAAGAUGGGCUUGAAAAUCUUGCUUUUUGUGCCUAACAUUAUUGGUUAUAUAAGGAUAUUCCUACUGCUGGUUUGCUGGUGGACUUUCAAUUAUCCUGCAGUGUUUUUUUCCUGUUACGUGAUUUUUAUUAUUCUUGAUGGGCUUGAUGGAUAUGCAGCUCGGCAGUUAAAUCAGGUUUCUGAAUUUGGAGCUUGGUUUGAUGUUGCUAUUGACAACUUUGGGCGUACAAUGUUAUGGUGCUUGCUCUUUAAGUGGGGACAUUUUAUAAGUAGCUUAGAGUGGUGUGUUUUUGUAUGUACACACAAUUCCAUGGGAGCAGACUGGAAGAACAAGUUUGGCGAAGGUCCUUGGUGGGUUCGGAAAACGAUGGCAAAUGGUUUUAAAACUCCUGUAGGAGUAUUCGCUAUCUUUGGAUUACACGUACUUCCAAUUUGGCUGUAUGGUUACUAUAAUCAAAUUCUAUCAUCAAUAUUUUUGAUGCCUCUUACAAUGCAAUGGCUUAUUAUUGCAUUUCUUGUUGCUGGAAGACUUCUAUGUAUGGCAGUGGAGUUCUGGUGUAUAUGUAUUCACAUUCUGUACCUCGUACGAAAUGAAAAGCAAACCAAAGUAAUGGACUGAUUGUAAAGAUACCUAAAGCAAUAUUUCCAGGUUCAGGUAAUUGAUUCCUGCAACAUAAUUAAAGUUCCACUACGAGUUGAUUGUGGAACAUUUUUGCAAUUUAGUGCACCUGGAGAGGAUUUCUCCUUUUGUGCAGGAUUUAUGGGGAAAGGAGAAGUAAAAGCACAUGGAACUUUUUCCUAUUUUUCUUGAAUCUAUGACAAUCACAGU
This is a messenger RNA of Chiloscyllium plagiosum (whitespotted bambooshark), 1814 nucleotides long. RefSeq lists its product as uncharacterized. Gene Ontology annotation, biological process: phospholipid biosynthetic process; activation of innate immune response. Gene Ontology annotation, molecular function: double-stranded DNA binding; zinc ion binding; RNA binding. NCBI's taxonomy places the organism in Eukaryota, Metazoa, Chordata, Chondrichthyes, Orectolobiformes, Hemiscylliidae. Gene Ontology annotation, cellular component: membrane. The record is from RefSeq and is a predicted model, not a curated record.